UCGAGUCUCGACUCUUUACCGGUGGCGAAAGCGAGUCAGUUUCUAUCUCCAUGGCUUCAUCUCCGGCGGCCGUCAGGGAACUCCAGCAGGAUCUCGAGAGUCAGGCCAACGCCCUCAGCAAGAUCCAAAAAGACAUCGCCAAGAAUCACCAAGUCCGGAAGCAGUACACCAUCCAGCUCGGCGAGAACGAACUUGUCCUCACGGAAUUGGAACUAUUGAAUGAGAAUUCCAACGUGUACAAGCUGAUCGGACCUGUGCUCGUGAAGCAGGAUAUAGCGGAGGCUAACGCCAACGUGCGCAAAAGGAUCGAAUACAUCUCGGUUGAACUUAAGCGGCUCGAUGGGACACUUCAGGAUUCAGAAGACAAGCAGAACAGCAAGAAGGAAUCGGUCUUACAAUUACAACAGAAGAUUCAAACUCUGCAGGCUGGAAAAUCCAAAUCCUAGCUUCAUUUUGUCAGGACUGUCCAGUCAUUCUACUUGCAUUCAUCCAGUGGUAUUCCUCGAUGCUUUUCCCAGUGAAAAUUUUCUUACCAUGUUAAUGAAGAAGUUUUCAGGAUGGAGUGUUGUGUUUGUGUGAUUAUUUGUAUUGUGAUGUUUGUCUCUUGGAAGAUGAUAAGAUGCCCAAAAGUGAACCAUAGCACAUUUAGUAAAUAUUGGCCAGAGUUCUCAUUUUA
Messenger RNA from Musa acuminata AAA Group (dessert banana), 676 nucleotides. Its product is annotated as prefoldin subunit 6-like. Bases 51 to 446 code for a protein of 131 amino acids. NCBI's taxonomy places the organism in Eukaryota, Viridiplantae, Streptophyta, Magnoliopsida, Zingiberales, Musaceae. Gene Ontology annotation, biological process: protein folding; chaperone-mediated protein complex assembly. Gene Ontology annotation, molecular function: protein-folding chaperone binding. The transcript has 5 exons. Gene Ontology annotation, cellular component: prefoldin complex; cytoplasm. The record is from RefSeq and is a predicted model, not a curated record.